AUGAGUAAAAUCGAUGAUUUGCAACAAGACAUUGAGUCUUUGCUCAGUGAAAUCAAGUCACUGGAAAAAAACCGUGAGGAGCUCAAAACGAAAUUGAGAAAUAAAAGGAAGAAUCAGAAUAGCGCUAAUCCCAUAAUUCAAGAAUUCGAAGACCUCUUUGACCAAUUUCCGCAGUUGAAUACUUUUCUAUUCAAUGAACAUCCAGAGUUGGAUGAUAUGGACGACAAGGAUGUUUCGAUGGCGCAAACGCGGUCACCUUCUCCCGAGUCUAAAUUAAAGUCUACGCCAGCAACGUCAAUACCGUAUGAACCAAAGAAAAGGGCUAAAUUGGAGAAUGACGAAAAUUUACCUGAACACGAAUGGGUGCUGAAGACGCAGCCAAUGGUCCAGCAUAGGAUGUUUGAUUCAGAUGUAGCCGAUUUGUUAGAUACCGAAAUUUUAACGUCACCUUCUAAGAGGAAGCGAAAACUAAAUCUAGAGGAGAUCACUGCAGGCGAUAAGAGUAUGCUGGAGGAUUCGAUUAUCCUUGAAAAUAUUUAUAGAAUGUUUGGCAUAACAUUCUUCCCCCUCGUGGAUCCUAUUGAUUUGAAAAUGAAAGAAGGUAGUGAUGAGAUUGUUGUUGAUAGAGAAAUGUUGGGGAUACGACUAGAGGUCUUCAGUGAACGGACUUCAAAAUUUGAAAAACCUCAUUACAUUCUUUUAAAAAAAAGGGUAAAGUCCAAUAGUUGGUUUCUAUUCAAGCACACUAUUCCAAGCUUUAUUGACGUUCAAGGAAUAUUCAACGAUACCAAUGGAGGACUUGUAAUAUCCUCUGAUGACGCAUACUUGUUUGCAAAGAGGGUUUUCGUGCAAUUAAUAGAAAUUCAAAGAAGGCAACAAAGCUUCAAGGACUUAGAGGCCAAGGAAAUUAUCCAUAAUUUGGAUUUAGAUUUACAAUCUUCGAUGGUUUCAUUUUUUGUUAAAGACGUCAAAGUAGAGUUGUUCCUAAAGCAAAAUGAAAUAGUUUCGUGUUCAAUACUGGACGAAAUUCAUGAUUUCAACCAUAAAAAUAAGAACAAGUGGGAGCUUUUACUAUUGGGUCCGUUGGAUGACUUGGAGUUGAAGUUAAACCAUUCAUUUGCGACGAUCUUCAAAUGA
This is a messenger RNA of Saccharomyces eubayanus, 1137 nucleotides long. It is a transcript of the gene MCM21, whose product is annotated as Mcm21p. Lineage: Eukaryota; Fungi; Ascomycota; Saccharomycetes; Saccharomycetales; Saccharomycetaceae. Gene Ontology annotation, cellular component: kinetochore. Bases 1 to 1137 code for a protein of 378 amino acids. The record is from RefSeq and is a predicted model, not a curated record. The transcript has 2 exons.